CUCAAGAGGAUGGUGCGGCUGGCGGCCGAGCUGUUGCUGCUGCUGGGGCUCCUCCUGCUCACCUUGCACAUCACCGUGCUGCGCGGCGGCGGCGAGCCCCACGCCCCCCCGGGCGCCGGCAACCACAGCCAGCGGCAGAACACACUCACAGCAGAUGACUAUUCUCCUGAAGACAGCUUCACCCUGAACCCUGAGGACAGAAGAGAAUAUCCUGAUCUCCAGGCUGCCCACCGGCCAUUCCCUAAGCAGCGAUUCAGGCAGGAAAACGGGCAUACAUCCUUGCAAAGAGAUGGACCCAGAUCUUUCCUUCUGGAUCUCCCAAACUUCCCUGACCUUUCAAAAGCAGAUAUCAAUGGGCAGAAUCCCAACAUUCAGGUUACUAUUGAAGUGGUGGAUGGCCCUGACACCGAGGCAGAGAAGGAUCUGCAGAAAGAGAGCAGCAAGCCUAGCUGGCCAGUCCCAUCACCUGACUGGAGGAACUGGUGGCAGAGGUCCUCCACCUUGGCUCGCAUGAGCAGCGGUGACCAGGACUACAAGUAUGACAGCACUACUGAGGACAGCAACUUCCUAAACCCUCUCGGUGGGUGGGAUAGUCAUGCACCCAGUCACCGGACAUUUGAGUCCAAGGAGCAGCCAGAGUAUGAUUAUAUAGAUGGUGAGGGAGACUGGAGCCCAUGGUCCCUCUGUAGCGUCACCUGCGGAAGCGGCAACCAGAAGCGGACGCGGUCCUGCGGGUACGCCUGCACUGCCACUGAGUCACGGACCUGUGACAGACCCAACUGCCCAGGGAUCGAAGAUACUUUCCGAACAGCUGCCACAGAAGUGAGCUUACUCGCAGGAAGUGAAGAUUUCAAUGCUACCAAACUGUUUGAAGUUGAUACUGAUAGCUGUGAAAGAUGGAUGAGCUGCAAAAGUGAGUUCUUGAAGAAAUAUAUGCACAAAGUGGUCAAUGAUCUUCCUAGCUGCCCAUGCUCCUACCCCAGAGAAGUUGCAUACAGCACUGCUGAAAUCUACGAUCGAAUUAAGAGGAAAAAUUUCCGCUGGAAAGAUGCAAGUGGUCCAAAGGAAAAACUGGAGAUCUACAAGCCCACUGCCCGAUACUGCAUCCGCUCCAUGCUCUCUUUGGAAAGCACAACGCUGGCAGCACAGCACUGCUGCUAUGAUGAUAACAUGCAGCUGAUUACCAGAGGGAAAGGGGCAGGCACACCAAACCUGAUCAGCAUUGAAUUCUCAGCAGAACUCCAUUACAAAGUGGACAUUCUGCCUUGGAUUAUAUGCAAAGGUGACUGGAGCCGAUACAAUGAAGCACGGCCUCCAAACAACGGGCAGAAGUGCACAGAAAACCCUUCAGAUGAAGACUACUACAAGCAAUUUCAAGAAGCAAGGGAAUACUGAGAUUUUUCCUCCUCUUCAGACACAAAAUAGCAUUCAUUUCCUGGAUGCUAUAGAACUGAUGGUGGCUGCUGCAUUGUCUCCUUGACAGGGGGUUGAUCAGUUUCUUUCUAAUGAAUGUAUAUAGUUGUAAUAUAAUACAUAAGUAUUUUUCAUAGUGUGUGUAAUUUAUAAACACAUAUCUCUCUAUCUCACACACACCUAUUUUUACACACAAACAUACAUAAAACUUUUCCUGGUAGGAUUUUAUACUGCAAUAACAUUCAUUUAAUAAUGUGCAUUUCAUUUUAUUCCCCAACUGUAACAGAAGGGGUGGGAGGGGGGAAGCAGCUGCCAUCACCAUCAGGGCCCAAAGCCCCAGCUGAGGAGGGCACAUAUUUAGAAGUUGUUAUAAAAAAUAGGAUUGAAGUCUUCCAUAUGGGAAUGGUUUACAAGAUUAAUGCACCUACAGCACCGGUUUUCUCUGAUUUCAUGACUAGUCAUAUCUAAGUAAGGAAUAAAUUUUUUUUAAGAUUAAUACUCAAAAGUGAAUAUAGACAGCUACUAGCUUUUUUUUUUUUUUUUGCCUUGGAAUUCUUCCUUUUACCUUCUAGCUCAGGUCUUUGCAGUCCACCCAGGGUAGGCUUGCAGGGACAUGUAGCUGUGGUUUUCCUACAGAGCAGAAAAAGUCCCAAUGCAGUGGUUCUGCAAGAGUUACAAACAGCCCACUCCUGGAGACAUCUCAGAUACAUUACUACAGCUGUCAGGGCUGAUGUCUUAUGCUGGAGAGCAGAUCUUCAGGGCAACUAUCUGUAAAGUAAGCAUGCUGUAAGUCUCUGGAGUGAGGCCAGAGAAGGAAACAAGGGGAAAAAAAAAAAAAAAAAAAAGAGUUACUUCCUAAUUUUUAGUAUGAAGAGCAUUUUAGAUCUGCUGGGUUUUUUCUUUUAA
Molecule: messenger RNA, 2319 nt
Organism: Calypte anna (Anna's hummingbird)
Lineage: Eukaryota; Metazoa; Chordata; Aves; Apodiformes; Trochilidae
Gene: ISM1
Product: isthmin 1
Exons: 6
Coding region: 10-1395 (461 amino acids)
Biological process (GO): negative regulation of angiogenesis
Source: RefSeq, a predicted model, not a curated record